UUAGUUUCUUGCAUCUCUCUUUCUCUCUUGCAGCUUUGCUGAUGAAAAAAAGCUGAGCUUGAAAUUAUUAUGUUUGAUGCUUAAAGGUUUAAUAUUUGGUUAUUUCCAUUGAAGUGUUUUUCAUUGCUUAAAUGUCCAUCAAGAUCUGUGCUUUCUUUGUUUCACCAGCUUAAACCCACUUCAAGAAAGAGGUCAGAUGGACACAACCUCCGUGAGAUGUCUUAUCAACAGUAUCUCUCGAUUCAUUCAUCUCGUAUCAUGCCAUACAAUAAAAGUUGUUCCCAUUGAAGAGGAUUACAGCAAUAUGGUUGUUGUGUUAAAACUUUUAAAACCACUGCUUGAUGAUGUUGUUGAUUGCGAGAUACCUUCAGAUGAAAUUCUAUAUAAAGAGUGUGAAGAGCUAGACAUUCUUGUUAACGAGGCUCGAGAAUUGAUGGAGAACUGGUGUCCUAAGAUGAGCAAAAUCCACAGGGUUCUCCAGAGUGUGCCUUUUCUGAUAAAAAUGCAAAGCUCUUCACUUCACAUAUGUCACAUAUUAUAUAGAUUGUUGCAGUCAUCGCCAUCCACUUCAAGUAUAACCAGUGUUCAGCACUGUAUGCGGGGAAUUAAAUGUCUGAAGCAGGAGAGACUAUCAGAAAAUAUAGGGGAGGCGUUGAGAAGUCUAAAAGAUGAUGCUAUUCCUUGCACUGAUAAUCUGGUAAAAGUUAUCAAGUCACUGAACCUGGUAUCAAACCAGGAAAUGUUAAAAGAGACUGUGGCUGUGGAAAAAGAGAGAAUGAAUGCGCAAGUCAACAAUGAAAAAGGGAAAUUGGAUCAAAUCAAUCAGAUUGUGGAUCUUAUCUCCCAUAUACGUGAUUAUAUGCUUAAAAUUGAGCACUUUGAACCCACAAGUGGCAUUUUGAUUCCUCCACACUUCCUUUGCCCCCUGUCAUUGGAACUUAUGAUGGAUCCUGUUAUUGUGGCUUCUGGGCAAACUUAUGACAGGGCCUCCAUCCAAAAGUGGCUUGAUAGUGGACUGACCAUUUGCCCAAAGACCCGUCAAUCACUCACGCAUACAAAUCUCAUUCCAAAUUACAUGGUCAAAGCUAUGGUAGCAAGUUGGUGUGAGGAAAACAACUUACAACUUUCCAAUAAAACUGGGCAUGCAAAACUUGUCUCAAUCUCUUCUCCUUCAAAUCAUAUAUCUCCUCAAGAUUUAACACGUACUGAUAGUUUCCAUUGCUUUGCAAACAGUAGUAGUUCCACAUCAAGAUCAUCUCUUGAAGUUGGAAAUGGUUUAGAGAAGCAGAAGAUUGACAUCUCAUCAAGAUUUAGUGGAGAAUGCAAUAGAUGCCAAAGCAGGGAGAUUGACAAGUGUGACCACCAAUCCCCUGAGCAAUCAUAUAUUCACAGCAGGACUGAAUCAGCCUUAAGUGAAAUUUCCAGUAUUGAUUAUGUGCCUCCUGCUUCGAAUGACUUGUCAAGGAGGUUGAAGAAAUGUGAAAUGAGUGAGUUAGAUGAAAUUUCAUCUGAAUGCCUUGGCACUUCUCCUUCAACAAAAGAAUCUGGAUUUUCUUCCUGGAAAACUGGAAAGCAGUUGCAGGUCUCUGGUACAAAAGUAGAAGAGGCUGUCAAUGGAAACCAUAAUUAUAAUAGAGCAAACUCCAUUACAUUUUCUGGGUCAGGAGGUGAUGAUUUGACCACAAGUUCCCAUGUGAAGAAAUUAGUAGACAACCUUAAAAGCCUAUCAAAUGAAGUCCAAACUACAGCUGCGGCAGAAUUGCGCCUUCUUGCAAAGCACAACAUGGACAAUCGUAUGAUUAUAGGUCGAUGUGGUGCUAUUGCACCAUUACUUUCUCUGUUAUACUCAGAAGUAAAGCUAACCCAAGAGCAUGCCGUUACAGCUCUUUUAAAUCUCUCAAUUAAUGAAGAUAAUAAGGCUAUUAUUGCAGAAUCGGGAGCAAUCGAGCCACUAAUUCAUGUUUUAAAGUCUGGAAAUGAUGGAGCCAAAGAAAAUUCUGCGGCAGCUUUAUUCAGUCUUUCUGUACUGGAAGAGUACAAGGCUAGGAUUGGACGCUCUGGUGCUGUCAAAGCCUUGGUGAAUCUUCUGUGCUCAGGAACAUUGAGAGGAAAAAAAGAUGCUGCUACUGCUUUGUUUAACUUAUCAAUCUUUCAUGAAAAUAAGGCUCGUAUAGUUCAAGCAGGUGCGGUAAAAUACCUUGUUGAGUUAAUGGAUCCUGAUAGUGGGAUGGUUGACAAGGCAGUUGCUCUUCUCUCAAACCUUUCAACAAUCGGGGAAGGGCGUGUGGCAAUUGUACGAGAAGGUGGUAUCCCAUUACUAGUUGAAGUUGUUGAAUCAGGAUCACAGAGGGGUAGGGAAAAUGCUGCCUCUGUAUUGCUGCAACUAUGCCUUAAUAAUCCCAAGUUCUGUACCCUGGUUUUGCAAGAAGGGGCUGUGCCACCCCUUGUCGGAUUGUCUCAGUCUGGCACACCAAGAGCAAAAGAAAAGGCACAACAGCUUCUCAGUCACUUCCGGAAUCAGAGAGAAGGUGCCACGGGGAAGGUCAAGACAUGAAAACUGACAAAUUUUGUUAUAUAUAUAUAUAUAUAUAUAUAUAUAUAUAUAGUUUUUGAUAUCCUACUCCAUGUAAGUUGUUCUUCCUCAAUUGGUCCUUUCAGAGCUCUCUUUUCAAACAUUCUUAAGCUCUCCAGCUAUAUGCAUUAGCAUUGUGAACUAUAUUCUUUGUUUGUUUUUAACCCCUUUUUAAAGGCGGUUAGGGGGUGGGGAAAUAGGGCAAGCGUUCCCUGGAGGUGAUGGGUUAUUUAUAAGUUACUGCGUAAUUUUCCUUAGAACUUGGCUUGCCAUAGUACCGAGUGUAGGUUUUCAUUUAGUUUUAGUUUAUGUAGUAACAGAUUUGUUCCCUAGUUUUGUAGAUAUGUUGUACAUAUGCUAUAGACUCUUGUAAUCUGUUAUGGGAUCUUGUUGAAAGAUAUAUUUGCUAUUUAGUGGCAAAUGUUCCCUUUUCUGUGCUUUUGUUUUUUAUCUUGUACCUUUACAGGCACUAGAUUUCAAAGUUUUAUUAAGGUUAGUUGCUCUUAAAUCCCAAAUAAUUUUUGUUUAUAUGUGCUUUUACACUUGUUUGACGAAAAUGCUUCUUACUUCUACCUGGUACUCAGCAAUACUGUCAACUGGAAAAGAAUGAUCAACCGACUGGUAGAUAUGCUACUUAACCAUCUUGUGGCUCAAAGCAUCUGCCGGGGGGUUGAAGUAAUUGAUUCUCUCCCUCUCUCUCUCCUGAGUCUGUGUCAAACUGGGAAGCACGCCAUUAAUGGGAAUGGGUUGGCAAAUGAAUAAUUCUGAAAACAAUAUCAGAAGGCAGCUUUGGGAGCUUUCUUCUGAUUUUAAGUACAAUGGCAAGUGAAUCAAUACCUGUGUGGUUAUCUACUCAUCUCUAUUGAAAAUUAUUGUUUCUGCCAACCUUUUCAGGUUAAAGAACUCCAAAUUCGUACUCCUGCAUUUGUAACAGGAGGGAUUGUUCUUUUUAGGCUACUUCUCGUGGUUUACUGCCCCUGCUAUGCGCUUUCCCAACCAAGGAAAUCAAAUUGAAUGCCAUUCGUUCACUUCAAUUUUGAAGGAAAAAGACAAACCAGAAGGUAUUUAGUAUCUAUGGCUAAGGGCCUAAGGCUAUCCCAUAAAACCACAAGUUAUUUCCUCUUGUUUUACAUUCUCUGCCCUAAUUUCCUGCAAGUUACAACUUAAGCAAAGCCGACAUGUUCAAUGGUCCAGAAACACCCAAAAUCUUCAAGCUAUCAAAUUGUCGCUCAAAAUCUAAGCCACUAGUUGACAAACUAAACGAUAUUUGCAAAGUUUCAUCCUUGUUACUGCAGUACUCAUAUGAUAAUACGUGACUUUUCACCUGAAACUUGCAGCAUGGUCCACACUCUACUGGUACGUAUUACUGUUUUGAAAAGGAAAAUACCCAAGGUAGGCCCUGGUCCACUAAUCUUAUGUAUGGGCCCAUAAUAUAGAACAGCUUGCAUUUUGGGUACGAAAAUACUUCCCACCAACAAUCAGACUCUUUAAGUACUUCUUGUUACUGUUCCCUGCAUUAUAGGUGACCAUUCGCCCACUGCGUCACACUGAUCUCUGGUGUGAUCAAUUCUUAUUCAUGAAUCUCUACUU
Molecule: messenger RNA, 4162 nt
Organism: Durio zibethinus
Lineage: Eukaryota; Viridiplantae; Streptophyta; Magnoliopsida; Malvales; Malvaceae
Product: U-box domain-containing protein 3-like
Biological process (GO): protein ubiquitination
Molecular function (GO): protein binding; ubiquitin-protein transferase activity
Source: RefSeq, a predicted model, not a curated record